This is a messenger RNA of Fusarium poae, 3042 nucleotides long. RefSeq lists its product as uncharacterized. NCBI's taxonomy places the organism in Eukaryota, Fungi, Ascomycota, Sordariomycetes, Hypocreales, Nectriaceae. The transcript has 6 exons. The coding region runs from base 1 to 3042 and encodes 1013 amino acids. Gene Ontology annotation, molecular function: antiporter activity; hydrolase activity; xenobiotic transmembrane transporter activity. Gene Ontology annotation, biological process: xenobiotic detoxification by transmembrane export across the plasma membrane. The record is from RefSeq and is a predicted model, not a curated record. Gene Ontology annotation, cellular component: membrane.
AUGUCUCUCCCUACGAGUUCACCGUUUAAUCCUGACGGCUCCCAAAGAAAUCGCCGUCACUCUAUCUUUGCAGACUUUAUCCCCGACGAUUUAGCAUUUCCACCUCCAUUCAUUGAUCCAGCUCCGAAUGUGGAGGAGAUACUGAACAGAGACAUUGACGAUUGCUCCUCUGGUGACGAACAUCGCGAUGAAGAAGCUGUAGAGGACCCACGAUAUGUCGACGAGACAGAUCUACAGCUUGCAUUCCAUCCUAAUGGCAUAGCAUACGGCUCAGGCUUCUCGACGGUUCCGCCCACUAGCAUCGACAUCCCCCCGCCCAACCCACACGACUUUGAACAAUCUUACCGUGCAGAGGUUUCCCUUCUUCGCGAUAAUGACGUUCUGCCCUCAAAACACCCACGGACAGGAUGGCGCGCGACAUUUUGGGGACGCGUCUACCGUCGUCUUUUUAGCACACGCGUCCACGACCACGAUAAACCGCUCUUCGCGUCUGAGGACUCAGGCGAGACAACACCGCUUCUACGCGAAAGAAUUGUGCGCUUUGAUGGUAUACCACCAACGCCAGGACCAGACGAGGUUCACAAGCGAUGGGAGGAGGCGCUUGCUUCACAGAAGCUCGAAACAACAUGGCAGCGAGAGACCAAGACCUUGAUCCAAUAUGCUGCACCUCUGAUUGUCACUUUCUUGCUCCAUUACUCUGUCACUGUCGCGAGUGUGCUGACAGUCGGUCGUUUGGGAAUGGAGGAACUAGCUGCCGUCAAUUUGGCUACCAUGACAGCCAGUAUCACGUACUAUGUUCCCGUCCAAGGUUUAGCGACAUGCCUGGAUACCCUCUGUGCCCAAGCAUACGGCUCUGGCCACAAACACCUCGUCGGCCUGCAGGCUCAGCGCAUGACAUGGCUGCUCUGGCUUCUCAUGCUCCCCAUUGCUGUUCUGUGGUGGUUCUCUGAGCCCAUUCUCGCCGCAGCUGUCGGGCCAGGACGUACAACGGCACUGGCGGCCACGUACAUGCGCAUUCUCAUUAUUGGCAUGCCCGGUGUGUCAGCAUUCGAGAGCGCCAAGCGUUUUGUCCAGUCGCAAGGCCUGUUUCACGCGACUACUUACACUCUGCUUGUCGGAGCUCCUCUGAGCUUUCUGCAGAACUGGCUGUUCGUGUUCAAACUUGGGUGGGGAUUUAACGGUGCAGCUAUCGCUAUGGCCGUCACGCACAACCUUUUGCCUCUUCUUCUUAUCCUCUACGUGCGUCUGUUUGAGGGAUCAGAAUGUUGGAAGGGCUUUAGUCGCAAGGCGUUCAGUAACUGGGGACCAAUGAUCAAAUUGGCUCUUCCGGGCAUGAUUAUGAUUGAAGCUCAAUUCUCUGUUUUGGAGAUCCUCACUAUUGCUGCUGGGAGAUUUGGAACGGCGCAACUUGCUGCACAGGGUGUUCUCGUGACAAUUACGUCGACGUCGUUCAACAUUCCGUUCCCUUUGGCGAUUGCGACAUCGACUCGCGUGGCUAAUCUCAUCGGCGCCAACUUGAGCAACGCUGCACGAGUUACUGCGAAAGUGGCCAUCUUUGCCGGACUCUUUGUCGGCUUGUUCAACUUGACCAUUUUUACUACUCUGCGAAGACAACUACCAAAUAUCUUUACAGAUGAUGAGCAGGUCCUUGAUAUCGCGUCGAACGUCAUUCUGGUAUGUGCUGUUAUGCAAAUAUUUGACGCUCUGGCAGCUGUCUCGCAUGGUCUUUUGAGAGGCAUCGGUAGACAGGCAAUUGGAGGCUACGCCAAUCUGUUCUCUUAUUGCAUCGUGGCCUUGCCUAUUGCACUUGGUACCAGCUUUGGACUGGGGUGGAAUUUGGCUGGUCUUUGGGUUGGUUUGACAGCCGGUCUUGCUGUUGUGUCAAGCCUCGAGGCUAUUUAUCUGUACUUUACGGAUUGGGAGGCUGCUGUGGCGCAAGCCGAAGCGAGAAUGAGAACGGAAACCCAUCGUAGACGAUCUUCACUUUCGGCUUCAGCGCGAUCGCAUUCCGACGAUGGUCAGGAAUUCCACGUUGAUGAGCGGACUGGGAGGUCGUGGCCUACCAAGAUGCUUCAUACUUUGAUCAAGCCUAUCAAACCAAAGCUUGUUGAAACUGGUCAGGUUUCUUCUGAUGAUCCAACACGCUGCAAGCCGUCUAGAGGAGCCCGCAGACGAUGCGAUGUCGAGGAGCGUCGCGUGGAAGGAUUGUGGACCUACGAGUUGAAGCCGAAAUCAGAUGAAUCAGAACAAGGAUAUGCCAGGAGGAUACUGUACUUUGCGGGAGGAGGAUGGCAAGCACCGCCGACUGGUCAGCAUUGGACUUUCUGCGCAGAGAUGGUUCAACGGCUACCAGAUACCAGGCUCACGAUAAUAAGCUAUCCCCUUGCACCCAAGAACCCGGUUCAAGACUCAUUCCCGGCAAUAGUCAAGACAUACAACGCGUUGCUUCGAGAGUCUUCAGAGCUUGGUGAGCGUGUUAUUGUUGCCGGGGACAGUUCUGGCGGCAACAUUGCUUUGUGCAGUGUUCUCUGGACCAUGAGAGAUCAAGAUGUCCAAGUCAUUCGACCACCUACGGCCAUCCUAGCCAUCACCCCAACAGCAGACUUGAGCCACAAGAAUGCCGACAUCAAAAAGGUGGACAAGUUCGACCCCAUAUUGAGCGAGGAAGCCAUCAACGACACAGCCGGCAAAUGGGCGCCCGGUGGUUCGAAUAAAUCUCACGACUCGGACAGCUCCAUCUCAAAGGGCUUCUCUGGCGAGAGCCUGGACUGGAGCUUCGAUGACCCACGGGUAUCACCCAUCCACGCAGAUCUGAGCAUGUGUAUCAAGAACAAUAUAAAGAUACACGGAAUCACUGCUUCACAUGAUGUUCUUGGCCCCGAGGCUGUUGAAUUCAGAGAAAAGUGUAGGAACGAAGGUGUCGAUGGGGAGUGGCUAUCUUGGAAACAGCAGAUGCACUGUUUCCCAUUGGCGUACAAGUAUGGAUUGAAGGAGAGCAAGGAGGGUCUGGAGUGGAUUAUUGAUGUUCUGAAGAGAUGUUGA